UAUGACCUUGAAAAUUUGACCAGAGAACCAAGUUACACAUGUAGAGCACUUGGUUCUGUGGGAAGUCUUCAAGUUACUUGAGGUCUAAGAGCUUCAUGAGUAAGACCAACAAGAAUAGAACAGAUUUGUAACAAUAGAAGGCCUGAAUGGUAUUUCGGACCAUAAGAAAGAAAAAGGGUAGUAGAACAUUCAUCAAAAACAGUGGAUAUGAACAGAAUCUACUGCAAGUCGGCUGCAUUUGGUAAAAGUUUGAUGGCUGGGACUUCUUGAACAAAAUUAAUCGAAAUUGUGAUUAAGAACAAGUAAUAACUAUACAUCCCCAAAUAUCAAAACAGAGAUGAAUUCUGAAACAGAUACAGCAAACUGAAGAAAUACAUGGUGAGAAGACAGCAUGAAAACUGCCAAAUCUGUGCUAAAAAUCACACUGUCAUUCACUUCAAUUGGGAGCCAUCCUGAUGUACAUACAUUCAGCGUGGAGACAGUCCAGUGGUAUCCUCAUGACACUGGCAUGUUUACAUCCAGCUCGUUUGAUAAAACCUUGAAAAUAUGGGAUACAAAUACUUUAAAAUCUGCAGAUGCCUUUCACUUUAAAGGAACAGUUUAUAGCCAUCACAUGUCUCCAGUUGCUACAAAUCAUUGUUUAGUAGCAGUUGGUACCAAAAGCCCCAAAGUACAGCUCUGUGACUUGAAGUCUGGAUCUUGUUCUCACAUUCUGCGGGGUCACAGGCAAGAAGUACUGGCAGUGGCUUGGUCCCCACGUCAUGAAUAUGUUUUGGCAACAGGAAGUGCUGAUGGUAGAGUGAAAUUAUGGGACGUGAGGAGAGCAUCUGGAUGUCUGAGUACACUUGAUCAGCACAAUGGAGAAAAGUCCAAAUCAUCUUCGGAGACAGCAAACAGUGCUCACACUGGGAGAGUUAAUGGUUUAUGCUAUACAAAUGAUGGACUUCAUCUGUUAACCACUGGUACAGAUGAUCGGAUGCGACUCUGGAACAGCUCCACUGGAGAAAAUACAUUAGUGAAUUAUGGGAAAGUCUGCAAUGAAAGCAGAAAAGGACUCAAAUUUACAAUCUCCUUUGGCUGUGAUCCGGAGUUUGCCUUUGUACCAUAUGGUAGUACCAUUGCUGUUUACACAGUUUUCACAGGAGAACUGAUAACUAUGCUUAGAGGGCAUUACACUGCUGUCAACUGCUGUGUAUUUCAGCCUAAUUUUCAGGAACUUUAUAGUGGUAGCAGAGAUUGCAAUAUCCUUGCAUGGAUACCAGCUCUUCGAGAGCCAAUUCCUGAUGAUGUUUCUGAAAAGUCUCUGCCUCAACAGCAUUUAAAUCCAGCAUAUGAAGACGCAUGGAGCAGCAGUGAUGAAGGCUGAAUUUCAAUUACGUGCUGAUAUGCAGUUGACAUUCAGGCACUGCAUUCACAGACUUCAUUUACAGAAUUGGGUAUUGUGUGGUAUAUUACGACUGGAUUUUUGGUACAGUUUAUAUAAUCAUAGAAUCAACAAGGUUGGAGACCUUUAAGAUCAUCAAGUCCAACCAUUACCCCAGGACUGCCAAGACCACCACUAAAGCAUAUCUCUGGGGGCCUCAUCUAGACCAUUUUUUAACACCAAAGCUAUGGAGAUACCCAAAAUGACAAAGGCAUUGGGAACUUCCUAUUUUAUGUUUCUGUAGUCACACUGCAUUAAAAACAGAAGUAAUGUUAUUUGGAAUUUAGUCUCUUCUCAAGCUGAGAAGGCAAAGCAGAUCCUCUCAUUGAAGAAAGGCUCUCAGGUUAGCAGCCAGGUCAGUGAGCUGUGCUACUGAGCACUAGAAUCAGGACCCUGCAGACACGAACCUGAAGGGCAAAAGAAAGGAACAGCUCAUCCUUUUUCUCAUCUAAUUAAGUACGGGAAGCACAGUUCUGUGAGGGCAAGUUAUUUCAGAAAUAAGUUUCCACUGUUCUGUGGUUUGUUUUUUUUUUCCUUCACUGUUAAAGUUAGAUCUAAAGGAUUGGUUUUUCAUCCUUACUGACUUUUAUACUUAACCCUUACACAUUGGUAUUCUUUAUUCAGUGUUGAAUAUCUGAUGAAAGAAAAAUAAAAUCCCUUGGCAACAGUAAAUCUUGCACUGUUUCUGGGGCCACUAAUAUAUAAGGAGAUAAUCCCUUCAUUUCCAAGUGGCAUGAUACAAACGAUUUUGCCUGAAAUAGGACUAGCUCAGGGAUACUUCUGUCUUAUUUUUGUCAGUCUCAAGAUGAAGCAGACCAACAUUCAUUUUCAGUGGAUGUUGGCUAUGGGAGCCAACGCGAUUUUGUGUCUGUUCUUUUGCAUUUUCAGUUUAGCCUAAAUUUCUGCACAAAUGUAGUAUUCGGUUCAGAAAGAGGUAUAGCUGAGAUUGUCUAUUCAAGUAUUUACAUGGUGAUCCCAUCAGCUAGUAUUUGAAUCUGUUCCAGAAAGUUAAGAAUAGUAACUAGUUUAGAGUUUUUGUUGCUCCUGUUAGCAGGUUUUAAGAUCAGACUUCCAUGUAUGAAUUUCUCACACUUCCCUAGCCAGGAUGAAGAUUUCAUGCACAAACACAGGCUUGAGGUACAGUACAAGGCAGAGGGUGAAUCACACUUCAAGUUAGAAAUAUCAAACGUAGUUGUUCAAAACUGUUUAAAUUUGUGGUCCAAGUGCCUGGUCUGUUUUGAAAGGAGAAGCUUUGUGGGGUUAUUUUCUCAGUCGCUAGUUUGUGCUUCAGACAUAGUGUAGUCACCAAGCCGAGAGCUGAGUUAGAGGUUCCCAGCAGAUGUAGAUGCAGCUGUAUAGAUAAGAACUUCCUUCCAAAGCAGGGCAGAUAUUAAGACCACAAAUUCAUACACAAGGAAAAAAUAUUGUACAAAUAAAUGAAAGAUAAUUUAAUCUUUGUAUAGUGCGUAUUAUUGCUAUGAUUAGUAUGUAUUUUAUUCACUGUGCUUCUGUAUUUUAAUAUCAAUACAAGAUAUGUCAAUCUAGAGUUUAGCACUGUAAAACUGAUACAAAGUAAGGAGCGGGCAUAUCGAGGGAAUGUCGUAAUUAAACAAGCUUUGUAUGUAGUGCAUUUUUGCUGGGAGACACCCACUAUUAAGUGGAUAGCUGCAGGGUGGAAGACUUCCAGAAGUUUCGGCUGGAGUUAAGAACCAGCCUGACACUGUCACUUUACAGGAGUAGAGAAAAGAAUUUUCUUUUUUCCCCCCACUCCCCACCCCCCCCAAUUAUAGUUUGCGUUAAGCGAUGGUGGCUGUUCCCUCUAAAACUGGGGAAUAAAUUUUGAGAAAUACAACACAUUUUGACUUUUGUCUUGGCAAGGAUGACCCUUUUUCAUGUUACAAUUGUGCAUAUGAUUUGUAUAUGCAAACUACAGAGCAUGUAUUUGGUAUUUGAAUUUCUAAAAAUGUGUUCAGUAAAUUAGAAAGCUAAUUAUCAAAGAAUUUUAUUUUUUUUUCUAAUCAGUUUUCAGUUAUCCGUAAUAUCACUAUAAGUGGUGUUGAUCUUAAACAAAACCCCACCACAUAACCAGCUCUGUGCUGGACCAGGAAUGGCAUAUAAAAUGGGAGAGGUAGAAAAAUUAAAUUUAUUAAAAAAGGUGAUAUAAAAUUAAACCCAUAAAUAAGAAUGUUGUAUUAAUUCUCCUGGGUUUGGGUUUGUUUUGGUGGUGGGUUUUGUUGGGGUGUUUUUUUUUUUUUCUUUUUGGUGAUUGGUUGUUUUUUUUUUUUUUUUUCUUUGAAUGGCAUUUUCUCAAAUUAGUUUCUCUUCCUGUGCUUUAAGUACAACAAUUAUGGAGAUUACAGGAGACUACUGGAGAUAAUCUAACCCAACCUCCCUGCUUAAAACACAGUCAUGUAAAGCAGGUUGCUCAGGUUUGUGCCCAGUCGGGCUGUGAGUAUCUCUACAACCUACAAACCUGUUCCAAUGUUUGAGCAUUAUUAGACUAAAAGUUUGUUCUUAGAUUUAAAUGGAGUUUUCUGUAUUGUGGUUUGCAACCACUGUGUCUUCCCCAUUCUUGGAUACCACUGAGAAGAGUCUGACUUCCUCUUCUUUGCUGUCCCUUUCCCUGGCUCCAUCAGGUAUUUCUUCACAUUGGUAAGAUCCUCCUCAGCCUUUUCUUCUCCAGGCAGAACAGUCCCAGCUCUUUCAGCCUCUUCUGGUAGGAAGGAUCACCUCCGUCACCCUGCUGCCAUCAUUCUUCCUAAUGCAACCCAGGUUGCUGUUGGCCGCCUUUGCUGCAAGGGCACAUUGCUGCCCCUUUAGUAUCAAGCAGGAGUGCUGCAUUAUUUUCUACAGAGCUGCUUUCCAGCAGGUUGGUCGCCGGCCUCUCCUGGUCCAUGGCCUUUUUGCUUCCUGGAUGCAGGACUUGACAUCUUCAUACAUUGAACAUCAUGAGGUUCCUGUUUGCAUAUUUGUCCAGUCUGUUGAGGUACCUCUAAACGGUGGCAGCACAACCACGUGGUGUAUCAAGCACUCUGCCCAGUCUUGUAUCACCUUGUAUCAUAUCAUCUGUGUCAAACUUGUUGAAGGCACAUCCUGUUUUAUCAUCAAGGUCAUUAAUGAAGAUAUUAAACAUGACUGGAUCCAGUAUUGCCCCCUGGGGUACACCACUGAUGACUGGACUUUGUGUUGCUGAUUGCAAAGCCUCUAGGCCUGACCCUUCACCAUUUUUCAAUCUUACUGUCCACUUACCUAUUCUUUGUCAGCUUAUCUGUAAGGGUGUUGUGAGAGACUGUCAGGAACCUUUCUGAGACAAAGGUAGAUAUCAUUCACUGUUCUUCACUCAUCCACCAAGCUAGACACUGUAUUUAGAAGUCUGUCAGAUUGGUAAGUCAUGAUGUUCCCUUCAUAAAUUUAAGCUGACUGCUACAGUCUUUGUCCUUUAUGUGUCUGGAAGUGGUUUCCAGAAUUAUUUACUCCAUCACCUUCUCAAGGAUGGAAGUGAGGUUCACUGACCUGUAUUUUAUGGAUCUUCCUUCUUGAAGACUUAGGUGACUUUUGCUAGCAAGAGCUCCAGUCGCACUGCCCAAGUCGCAGAAUGCAAAGGAAGGAACUGGGAGAAAAAAAGAACUGCCUGCUGUAGGAGGUCAGGUUUGAAAUCAUCUAGGGAACCUGAAGGUGCACAAAUUCAUGGGACCUAAGGAAAUGUGUCUGUGGGUCCUGAGAGAAUAGGCAGAUGUAGUUGCCAAGCCAUUAUCUGUCAUGGUUCAGUAGCUGUGGUGGUUCAGUGGAGUUCGUGCUGACUAGAAGAGGGGAAACAUAGCCCCCAUUUUUAAAAAGGGGAAAAGAGGAAGACCUGGGGAGCUACAGAGCAGUCAGUCUCACCUCUGUGCCCGGCAAGAUCAUGGUGCAGAUCCUCCUGGAAAAUAUGCUAAGGCACAUAGAAAAUAAGGGGAUAAUUGGUGACAGCUAACAUGGCUUCACUAGGGGCAAAUCAUGCCUGACAAAUUUGGUAGCCUUCUAUGGCAGGGUGACAGAGUUGGUGGGUAAAGGAAGAGUGACUGAUGUCGUCUACCUGAACUUGUGGAAGGCACUGUCCCACAUGACAUCCUUGUCUCUAAACUGGAGAGGCAUUGAUGUGAUGGAUGGAGCACUCAGUGGAUAAGGAACUGGCUGGAUGGUCAUGCUCAGAGAGUUGUGGUUAAUUGCUCAGUGUCCAAGUGGAGUCCUGUGAUGAGUGGUGUCCUUCAGGGGUCGGUGUUGGGACUGAUCCUGUUCAGCAUCUUUGUCAGCAACAUGGACAGUGGGAUUGAUGCACCCUCAGCAAGUUUGCCAACGACACCAAGCUGUGUGGUUCGGUUGAUACACUGGAGGGAAGGGAUGCCGUCCAGAGGGACCUUGACACGCUUGUGAGGUGGGCUGAUGCCAACCUCAUGAAGUUCAACAAAGCCAAGUGCAAGGUCCUACACCUGGGCCAGGGCAAUCCCAGGCGCAAGUACAGGCUGGGCAGAGAAUGGGUUGAGAGCAGCCCUGAGGAGAAGGACUUGGGGGUGUUAGUUGGUGAGAAGCUCAACAUGAGCGGGCAGUGUGUGCUUGCAGCCCAGAAAGCCAACUGUGUUCUGGGCUGCAUCAAGAGAAUUGUGACCAGCAGGUCAAAGGAGGUGAUUCUUCCCCUCUGCCUUGUUUGCAUGAGAAUCCACCUGCAGUCCUGUGUCCAGCUCUGGGGCCCCCAACAUGAGAGGGACAUGGACCUCCUUGAGUGAAUCCAGAGGAGGCCAUGAAGAUGCUCAAGGGGCUGGAGCACCUCCUAUGAAGACAGGCUGAGAGAGUUGGGCUUAUUCAGCCUGGAGAAGAGAAGGCUCUGGGGAGACCUUACAGCAGCUUCGAGUGCCUAAAGGGGCCUACGAGAAAGCUGGAGAAGGACUUUUUGUAAAAGCAAAAAGUGACAGAACAAGGUGCAAUGGCUCUAAACUGAAAGAGGGUAGAUUUAAAUUAGAUAUUAGGAGGUAAUUCUUUACUGUGAGGGUGGUGCAGUGCUGUCACAGGUUGCCCAGAGAAGUUGUUCCUGCCCCAUUCCUGGAAGUGCUUAAGGCCAGGUUGGACGGGGCUUGGAGCAACCUGGUCUAGUGGAAAGUGUCCUUGCCUAUGGCAAGGGAGGUUGGAACAAGGUGAUCUUUCAGGUCCCUUCCAACCCAAACCAUACUAUUAUUCCAUGAUUCUAUGACCCUGGCUUGCUUUCAGUCCCCAGAAACCUCUCCUGUGUACUGUGACUUUUCCAAGGUGACUGAGAACGGUCUUGCAAUAACAUCAUGCAGCUGUGGGUUCAUCCAGUCAAGCAGCAUGUGUGUGUCCAGUUCCUAUUCAUCAAGGGUGCGCUUUCCUUGCUCCAGACUCAAUAGUGGUCUGGGGACCUGUGGUUGCUGAAGUCCGGUCUUACCACUAAAGACUGUUGUGAAGAAGCAUUGAGUACCUCAGCCUUUUCUGUGCCCUUUAUGUCUAAUUCCCCUGCCCCCUUUAGCAGUGGGAUCACAUUUUCCCUUGUCUUUCUUUUGCUGCUUAUAUACCUAUAGGUAUACUGCAGGUUUUAAUUUUGCUUUUCAUAUUUCUCACCAGAUUUAACCCCAGAUGAGUUUUGGCUUUCCUAGCCCUAUCUGUGUGUGCUAAAAUAGUUUCUCUAGGUUCUUCCAUGCUUCCACCUCUGGUAUGCUUCCUUUUUGCGUUUGACUUUUCUCAGGAGCUGCUUUUUCACGUAUGCGUACAUCCUUCCAUCUUUGCUUUAUUUCCUUUAUGUGGGGAUGGACCAUCCUUGAAAAUCUACCAGCUCUCUUGGACUCUCCUUCUCAUCAGGGCCGUAUCCCAUGGAAUUCUUCCAAACAAAACCUUGAAUUUAUCUGGAAAUGUGGAAACUUUGUUUUAUGCUUUUGUGGGGCUCAUUUUCAUACUGUUGCUGAAUAAAUUUUUGCAUAUCAGUUUUGUGUAAGUUGCACCAUGAAUGUGAAAUGGGAGAGGUGGGCUGGGGAUUAUUUUCCCUAGCAUCUAUUCAUCCAGACAUCUUUUGGCUUAGUGUCUGAAGCUGUCCCAAACAAUUCAAAAUAGAAAUUAGUUGCCUUGGGGGCUUAUUACUCCUACUAACAGAUAGUAUUUUCUACACAGGAAUCUUUCCAAAUUCUCUUCUGGUAUAAUGAUGUCAUUACUCUCCCUCUUCACUGUUGUCUUUUGGGGGAAAUGAAGAACAUCUGUCUCAUCCAGGCAAGAAUCCAGGCACAUUCUACAAUCCAGCACCUGCAAAUCCUCCAUGUAAUGGCAGUAGCCGAUAGGUGGGUCUUAGUUUGCAAGUUUUGAAACCUCUUGGUACUAGCCAACAUCUCAAAUGCAAAUUUCUGUGAAAAUUCUACUUUGAAUGAUGACAUAUUUGUUACGAUUUCCUUCAGUACUUCCAGUUUUCUGUAGAUAUAUAAUUUUUUUCUAGGAAAAAAAAAAAUACUACUUUUAUUUCUGCUGCGUUCUUAUGAUGGCUUUACUUAAUUACGAAGUAAAAUGUUGGUACUUCAAAAUGAAAAAUUUUGAAGGGUACUGCAGGUAUGCUGUGUAUUAUUUUUCACUGGAAAGAACCAAGUACUAAGCCACUGCUGUCAGCUGCAACUGUGCGUCUCUUGCUUGUGUGUAAGUUAAAUGUGAUAAUUAAAUCUGAGUCUUCCUCUUUA
This is a messenger RNA of Strigops habroptila (Kakapo), 8124 nucleotides long. RefSeq names its product ERCC excision repair 8, CSA ubiquitin ligase complex subunit (gene ERCC8). Gene Ontology annotation, molecular function: protein binding. Bases 392 to 1366 code for a protein of 324 amino acids. Gene Ontology annotation, cellular component: Cul4A-RING E3 ubiquitin ligase complex; nucleotide-excision repair complex. The transcript has 11 exons. Lineage: Eukaryota; Metazoa; Chordata; Aves; Psittaciformes; Psittacidae. The record is from RefSeq and is a predicted model, not a curated record. Gene Ontology annotation, biological process: protein polyubiquitination; transcription-coupled nucleotide-excision repair; proteasome-mediated ubiquitin-dependent protein catabolic process.